GCUGGCAAAAGAAGAACAUUGUUCGGGCACAGCUAGCUGGGAAGCUUCGGUGAGAAUUUCCAUUGUGACCAAGGAUAUUGGAGUGGUCGGUUGUGGUCCGAAGUGGUUUUGAAUUGUGUUAGGUUUCCAUUAAAGUUUUAGCACGUUCUAUUAGUGUCCCGGGGGGAGACAUUUUCUGGGUGUAGUGCUGCGAGAUUAAAGGGGACGUUUCCGAGUGCUGGGUACCCAGUGCACUACUCGGUUUGUGCGUUUUGCCGAAUUAAUCUGCUGGCGUCGUCUCAGAAUAUUCCACGGUUCAUUGCCAAAAAACGCGGAGACACACGACUCGCAGGCGAAUUAUUUUUUAUAAAUAAAUAUUUUGAAUUUUUCCCCAAUAAUUUUUGUACUUGAGCGGCGGAAAACGUGUUCAGCCGGUCCGGCUGAGAGCAAUGUGGUUGGUACAUACAACGAAUGGCGAAUUAGAUUCUAUUUAAAAAGCAUCCAAUCUUUUAUGAAUGUUUGGUGCUCACACCAGCUCGCCAAGCGUGGAAGAUUGUUUACUUGGUUUCCAUUGAUAAAAAAUAAAUGAGUGGGGUUUGAGUGCACACUAGCCACCGGCUUUCCUGGAUUUGCGAUUGGGUGAAAGUAUUGAUAUUUCAUUAUAUCAAUUUGUGAUUAUUCAAUAAAUCGGUUACGUGCGAAGUGAGAAAAUUGUCUUUUGCAUGUCCGACACUAGAUCGAACCAGAGCCUAGUCAACAAUAGCCAGUUCUUGGGCACCUGAGUGCGACGCGGUUGAAAUAAAUGGACAAUGUCGGCGAAAGUGGAAAUAUGAAUUUUAUGAGUUCUAUUGUGAUUUUGAUGAAUCAGUGCUUAAAAAAGGAGGAUGACACACAAAUGAAGGAUUACACGGGAAGCGGAAAAAACUGCUGAUAACGUUUGAAGUAAUCGAUUUCGAGCCCCCACGGAUCAAGUCAGCAAUGCCGAUCAUAACUGAGUAAUCUCCGUAAAUCGUAUUAUGGGACGGCCUAAUAUAAUUUUUAGUACUUGAUUAGACUAGAUUUAGCCUUUUAUCUCGAAAUAGGAAAAGAGCGUAUGAGGGUUGUAUGUUAUCUUUUCCGGCGUCCGCUACCGUUAUUGAAUCUCGUGGUGGAAAAUGUAAUAGGGGCUGAAAUGUUGUGGAUGCGGUUGAAAUCCAAUCGCCAAUCGUCGGUCAUCGAAUUACUUGUAAAAAGCCGAAAUCGAUUAUUGGAUUAAGCGGUCUUAUGUGAAGGAGAGGUGUGGGAGUGAGUGGUCACCUAGUCAUCGAGCCAACUACAAUUCAGUAACACCUGGGCUUUCCUCCUCGGCCCGCUAUGGCGACGUAGGGAGACUAAGCGCUGAAAGUCACAACUAUUCAGAAACACGUAGAAAAUUCAACGCAUAAUUAGGUCCGGGGCUAAGUCGCCGUCUGCAUCGACAAAUCGUCUUCAAUAGUACGUGGGUACCCUCGUUGUGUGCAGCACAUAGAUAAUAGGAUUACGUGACGUAAUCGACGUCUUACGCCAUCUAUCGACCUCCAGGACAGACACAGAUACGGGUCUCCUCUUUGUUAUUGCCGCGCUUAUCGGUUUAAAGUUCGUUAUUACUGAAAUCGCUGUACGGCCAUUACGCGACCUCUAAUUGCAAUUCGUCGAUUUAACAAAUGCGCGAAAUGUUACGAAGUUGUGUUUGUUUUCGUAGAACCAAACGACGUAGCUCGAGUUUUGAAGAUUCAUCGUCGUGCCGCUCGUCGGAAAUUGAACGGGGCGGUAUUGGCGAUAUGACGCCGCACAGCGGCAGUUUGUUGAAGUUGUUCCGUUCGAAAGGUUGGUAUCGGCAGUGGCGCAAACCUGGACGUGGAUUAAGCAUGACGAAAAUCGAGAGAACUAUGAAAGCCGCCCUGUUGAUACAGAGAUGGUAUCGACGGUAUUUAGCUCGCAUGGAAGUCAGACGCCGGUAUACGUGGACGAUUUUUCAAAGCAUCGAGUAUGCUGGAGAACAGGACCAAGUUAGGCUAUACAAUUUCUUUAAUGCGCUUUUAACACACAUUCCCGAUGCUGCAGCGAGACCUUCUGAUUCCUUAGCGACAUCCAGAGCAUCCUCAAAUGAUCAUUUAGAUUCACGAUUCUCGGAUGAAUCCGAUGACUUGUCGGAUGAGGGUAUAUGCGGUCCAGAGCGAUCAUAUCGGGGUCCACAUUUAAAUUUUCCAUUACAGAAGAAGGAUAUAGAUACUUUAAUAGAUUUAUUUCGUAAGAAAAAGUAUAAUCGACUGCAUGCAAAAUAUGUAGCUGGUAUCUUAAGGGAAUCAACGACACGCUUGAGGCGACUUCCAAACUUGAACCAAGCAUCAACGGCGAUCUCAAAACAAGUAACAAUUUGUGGUGAUCUACAUGGAAAACUAGAUGACUUAUUAGUUGUAUUUCAUAAGAACGGACUUCCAUCACCCGAGAAUCCUUACAUUUUCAACGGCGAUUUCGUGGACCGAGGAAAGAAGGGACUAGAAGUGUUUCUGCUCCUGCUCUCAUGCUUUCUGGUUUUUCCCGGUGGCGUGUUCCUAAAUCGUGGCAAUCAUGAAGACACUGUGAUGAACGCACGCUAUGGUUUCAUUAGAGAGGUACAUCUGAAAUACAAGCGUAACGCCGAGCGAAUACUCAAACUGAUAGAGGAAGUGUAUCGAUGGCUUCCCCUCGGCACCAUAAUCAAUAAUCGAGUGCUGGUGGUGCACGGCGGGAUAUCGGACUCAACGGAUUUGGACUUAAUUAAAAGUCUGGAUCGAGGAAAGUAUGUCUCCAUACUUCGGCCCCCAAUUACAGAGAGUAGCGCUCCUGGUGCAGAAAUAAUCGACAAAGUAGAAUGGAAACAGGUGUUCGAUAUAAUGUGGAGUGAUCCAAGACAUACAGAUGGCUGUGAACCGAACAGUUUACGUGGCGCCGGAACCUAUUUCGGACCAGAUGUAACGCAAACCUUCCUUCAGAAAUACAAAUUACAAUAUCUGGUUCGUUCGCACGAAUGCAAACCGGAAGGUCAUGAACUUCAACAUAAUGGAAAGGUGAUAACCAUUUUCUCGGCCUCCAACUACUACGCAAUCGGUUCAAAUAAAGGUGCAUAUUUGAAAUUCAACCCUCAGCUGGAUCCACAUUUUGUACAAUACACGGCGGCUGCUUCGAAAACGAGAAAAUUAACAUUCCGGCAACGAGUUGGUCUGGUGGAGAGUUCCGCGCUAAGAGAACUAGGCGCUCGGUUGCGAGAGAAACGGCAGGAACUUGAGAAGGAGUUUGAAAUUCGAGAUCCGACGAAACAAGGGACGCUCUCCGUUUCGAAGUGGUGCGAAGCUAUGGAAGCUGCCACAACUCUUGGAUUACCAUGGCGCUUACUUCGUGAUAAAUUAGCACCGAUGGCGGAUACUACCCAGGGCAAUCCGAAUGAAGUGAAUUAUCGAAAGACGCUUGAAAUGUUGGACACGGAUUUAAUCAAAACCGCUCACGCAGGAAGUACUACGGUAGCUGAUUCACUUUACAAGAACAAGAGCAGCCUAGAAACCAUUUUCCGAAUACUGGAUAAGGACAAUUCAGGCUACAUUUCCCUGGAAGAAUUCAGCGAUGCGUGCAAUUUACUCCGAAAGCAUUUACCAGAACACGACACUCAAGAGCAACUGUUGGAAAUAUGCAAAAUGAUGGAUAUCAACAAGGACGGUUUGGUGGAUCUUAAUGAAUUUUUAGAGACAUUCCGACUAUGCGAACAGGCAAAAGGGAGUUUUGAAAAUGCAAUGACCGCAUCACCCAAACAAAAUGGCGAAAUAGUCGGUGGGACUGAGAAUGAAGACGCAACCAAAUCUCGAAUGGCGACAAAAAGCGUAACAUCAGAGGAGGAAGAUGAACUUGAUUACAACAACGACGACGACCAAAAGGAUUCUUAAAACCACAUAAAAAGAGGUCCAUCGUUUGGUUAACCUGGAACAAGCUUGAAGUUUUCUUUUCCUUGCAUGGUUUUAGUUGAAAGUGCUAUAACUUAACGAAAUCUUUUACUUCUAUCUCUCUUUCUAUUAUACUUACUCCGGAAGUUUUGAAAAAAGUUUGAAUCUUUUUAAAUUUAUACAUUUACAAGCAUGUACAAUGAAUUCAAUGAACGUUAGCUAAGUACAUACAUACAUAUAUGCUAAUUUUAUAUAUUCAAGUGAUUU
Molecule: messenger RNA, 4178 nt
Organism: Hermetia illucens (black soldier fly)
Lineage: Eukaryota; Metazoa; Arthropoda; Insecta; Diptera; Stratiomyidae
Gene: rdgC
Product: serine/threonine-protein phosphatase rdgC
Exons: 15
Coding region: 1662-3914 (750 amino acids)
Biological process (GO): detection of stimulus involved in sensory perception
Cellular component (GO): nucleus; cytosol
Molecular function (GO): protein binding; protein serine/threonine phosphatase activity; iron ion binding
Source: RefSeq, a predicted model, not a curated record